AUGGAGGCUCUGGAUGUCGACCACAUCUUAGGACAGCUCUUAGAGGUGCGACACACCAGGCCUUCGAAGUUGGUGCAGCUCACGGAGCAGGAAAUCAGUGCGCUAUGCUUCCUUUCCAGGGAGGUCUUCAUGGAGCAGCCCAUCCUCCUGGAGCUGGGCGUUCCGCUGAAGAUCUGCGGGGAUGUCCAUGGACAGUACUCUGAUCUUCUCAAGCUGUUCGAAUGUGGUGGCUUUCCUCCGGAGGCGAACUACCUCUUCCUGGGUGACUAUGUGGAUCGAGGAAAGCAAAGCCUUGAGACAAUUUGCUUGGAAGCGGCUGAGUUGACCUCUGAGUCCUUAGCCAAGAAGCUGCAAGAGGCCUUGCUCUUGGCCAAACUGGAGGACUUCCAGCGGGAAGGUGUCAAAGCCUUGCCAUUGUCUGCUACCAGCUGCGUCAUUGAGGUCUACCAUGAUGCUCAAGCCGCAUUUACAGUGGUGGACAUUGCAACAAACUACGACUUUUCCAACCUCUCAAGCUUGGAGGUUGAUGAACGCAACGCCCAGCAGUUUGUGGAGCAACUAGGGCCUGGAAAACGUCCACUGUGGGCAGUGCCGGUGGUACUAAGGCCCAAGAAUGCGGGCCUCGUGUUGGUCUUUGCUUGCGUGUUCCGUGAGAGCGGAUCAAUGAGAUCGCACAUGGCCAAGAACGCCCUGAAGGAGUUGAAGCAUUGGACCUUGCGCAACUCUCAACAACUGAAGGUCACCUUCUUCGACGGAGAUGCCGGGACGGAAAAAGGGCAGCGGAUGCUCCUGGGUGGUCCUGAGCUGGCCAUACAACAGAUGCCCAAAGUGGUAACAGCGGUGAAAGGUGUGCCCCUGGAAGCAGCUGCUGAGCGGGCCUUGCGGGAGCUCUUGCGUGCUGAAGAGAAGGAGGAAGCCAAGCGGGCCAAGCGCGAGGAGAAGAGUGGCAAAGCCCGGCCAGUCGUCUUCCCAGCGGUGGAGGUGGCCACCCGUCCCGGCUCCGAGACGGAGCCGGAGGCGGAGGCGUCGGAGUCCAGCGAAGUCAGCGAAGUGGUAGCUGUUUGCGGUGCAUCAAAUCGUGCAUCUAUCCUCCAGCUGCUCACUGGAUGGCUGGGCUCCGUUCGGGCGGAGGAGUCCUGUCACAAGGUGGUGAAUGCCAACUACUGGCACUACCGCCGCAAUGAGAAUGCAUGUUGGCGCUUGAGCUAUCUCCAAUCCCACCAGCCGGGGCUCUUCGACACAGCCGUCUCGAGCUCGGCCGUUUCGACCGCGCCCAAUCCCUGGAUGCCGCUGCCGGAGCUGGAGCCGGACGGGAGGGAGCCACAGCUGCUGGCGAACAACAUGACCGUGGCUGGUCCUGGGAUGGCGGGUGAUGCUCAGUGGACCAGCAAGUUGUCUUAUCAAGAGGAAGCCAAGCGGGCCAAGCGCGAGGAGAAGAGUGGCAAAGCCCGGCCAGUCGUCUUCCCAGCGGUGGAGGUGGCCACCCGUCCCGGCUCCGAGACGGAGCCGGAGGCGGAGGCGUCGGAGUCCAGCGAAGUCAGCGAAGUGGUAGCUGUUUGCGGUGCAUCAAAUCGUGCAUCUAUCCUCCAGCUGCUCACUGGAUGGCUGGGCUCCGUUCGGGCGGAGGAGUCCUGUCACAAGGUGGUGAAUGCCAACUACUGGCACUACCGCCGCAAUGAGAAUGCAUGUUGGCGCUUGAGCUAUCUCCAAUCCCACCAGCCGGGGCUCUUCGACACAGCCGUCUCGAGCUCGGCCGUUUCAACCGCGCCCAAUCCCUGGAUGCCGCUGCCGGAGCUGGAGCCGGACGGGAGGGAGCCACAGCUGCUGGCGAACAACAUGACCGUGGAGCCCCCGGGCUUGGAACCCGAGCUGUCGGACACCUCGCUGUGGCGCCACCUGCUGCGGGGAACGCACGGCUUCUCGCUGCAGGGCCCGGGCGCUUCCCCGGUGAGUCUCUUCCCCGAAGCGCCUGAGGUGGCGAGGACGGCUCGUGUUCGCCAGCGCAACGCCGGUUGGCGUCGCUGGUGGCUGUCCUUUCGGAAGAUGCGGGAGGCUGACACAGCCGUGGAUGACACGAAGUGUUCGGAGCCUUCGGUGCCGGCGGUUCCAAUGCUUCUGAUGCCUGUUCCAGUGCACCUUUGCUGGAAGGUCCAGCAGUACAUUGAAGAACUGCAACGAGAAGAAUGGAACCAGAAUGGGAGCCCCAUGGUGAAAUUUACAGACAACUUUUUCCUCUUGCGGGGCAACCACGAAUGUGCCUCAAUCAAUCGCAUCUAUGGUUUCUAUGACGAGUGCAAGCGGCGGUAUAGCAUCAGGUUGUGGAAAACCUUCACUGACUGCUUUAAUUGCCUGCCAGUCAGCGCAGUCAUUGAAGACAAGAUCCUGUGCAUGCACGGUGGUCUUUCACCCGAGUUGGGCGCUCCAGGGCAGAUCAAUCGAGUCAUCAGGCCCACGGACGUGCCCGACACAGGUUUGCUGUGUGACUUACUUUGGUCAGAUCCGGAAAAGGAGAUCAGCGGCUGGGGUGAGAAUGACCGUGGUGUGUCAUUUACUUUCGGGCCUGAUGUCGUCCAUGGCUUCUUACGGAAGCAUCAGCUGGAUUUGGUGUGCCGGGCGCACCAGGUUGUGGAAGACGGCUACGAAUUCUUCGCAUGUCGCGCGCUUGUGACGCUGUUCAGCGCGCCCAACUAUUGCGGGGAAUUCGACAAUUCUGCAGCCAUCAUGACGGUGGACGACCGCCUCUGUUGUGCCUUUCAGAUCCUGCGGCCCAUGAGGGUCUAG
Messenger RNA from Cladocopium goreaui, 2781 nucleotides. Lineage: Eukaryota; Dinophyceae; Suessiales; Symbiodiniaceae. The record is from the annotation of a GenBank genome assembly.